AGUUCCUUUCACUUCCUGUGCAAGUCGCUACGCUUACGAGGCUCGCCGUCGACAAGUCAACAUGAAACGAAGCAUACACAGGAAACUUGUGUAAAAGUUAUAGAAGAUAUGAGAAAUUAGAUAUUCCACCUGCACUCACACGAUGCUUAUUGGACUAGAAAUCCCUGAGGCCAGCAGCCGCUUACCUGCUGGCAUAGAGAAACACCACUAUUGCAAUCUUCUAGGAUCAUUGGUAUGGCAGCAUCCUGCGAAAUCCAAGAAAUCAAAUAACAGAAAGGAACAUGGAGUGACGUUUCCUGUCUGCCAGCAACAUGAUCGUCACUAUGCCUGCCAAGAGGACGUGGGCUGCAGCCACCACUACAUCUUUUACAACACAUUUCGUGUGCACUUUCGUCCCCCUAAGUGUUGCUCUCGUGUCAUGUGCUGGGAACCCAGAGACGGUCAAGCAGCAGACCACGAACACGAGGCAAGGAGGGAACAGACCAAAGAGACACUGUGUAGAUUUUUUAAGGAAAGUACAAGCACUGAUGAGCAGGCAAUCUAUCCUUCUGGCUUGAAAUGGCAGAUGCUUUUGUAUCUCAUAAAGAGAGAGGCAGCAAAGGAAAGGAAACAGAAAAUGAGAGAGACAGGUCAUCCACAUGAUGCUAUGGAAAAAGACUUUAUGAAUAUCUUUCACUUCAAGAAUCUAAAUGAGGUAUCUCAUGCUGUCCAGACCCAAGGCCUUUUUCAAGUAUAUUCACAGAGGUCCUCAGCAGUUCCUCACUCUCUUCAAAGACUUACAGAAAGCAUCACUGAAGGAUAUUACUGCAGUUGACAAAGCCAUCAAUUACUCCACCGUGAUCAAGGAACUUUCCAAAGACCAACGAAUCAGGGACAUUCUUCCACCACCAGGACUUAGGGAAUAUCCUUUAACCCAAUAUUCCCAUUCGCAACUUCAAUCCAUACCUACACCUAGAUGCCAUAAACAUGAAAUAGCCUGGAUUGGAAAGAUCAUCGCUUUAUUUAUGUCUCAACAAAUCCCACUACAAACACCACAAAGUCAUGACGAAUAUUUUCAAGACUGGAAGCUUCUUGCUUCUCACUGGGAAUCUCUCUACCGCAAGUACUUUUUCACAGGACUGCACCAUCAACGUAAAAGAAAACGAAAAGGUUCUCUCUGGCCGUAGUUUCCCUGGGCAUGCAGUAGCCACUGGUGUGACCAUUGUAUUUAUGAAUUUGGAAGUUCCAACAUACCAACUCGAUGUAAUAAGUCAUGUCACCCUGUUAUCUUCUCAUGGGAUUGUGGUAGUGAGCUAUAUUAAGUCACUAUCAUCUGUCUGCAUGCACAGGCCAUGAUGAAAUGUUAAAGACCACUGAUAUCUUCACUUCUCGACAUAAAAGAAGAAUAUACAUCAUAAUGCACAAAUGGAGGUCUCUAUUGCUUUAUUUUCUUUCUUUCACAUUUAGCAGACAAUUCAGAAUUAUGCAGUUGUGAUUUUUCUGACACGAUAAAGGAAAACUACUGUGCUUUUACACAAGUUUGUUUGUAAGAUUUUGCUUUUUUAAUCAGAAUAUUUUGUAAUGGAAAAUACAUUUAUAUAUUUUU
Scylla paramamosain (green mud crab) is the source of this 1585-nucleotide messenger RNA. RefSeq lists its product as uncharacterized. The record is from RefSeq and is a predicted model, not a curated record. NCBI's taxonomy places the organism in Eukaryota, Metazoa, Arthropoda, Malacostraca, Decapoda, Portunidae. The transcript has 3 exons. The coding region runs from base 143 to 814 and encodes 223 amino acids.